GGAGGUGAUGCAACGUAAAGGCCACAAGCGCAACUGUAGCCAACGAGUAGGAGGCGAACACAGAGCGAAGCGCGCAGCUGGAAGACGAGCUUUUGGUUUUCUCCGCCGCUCCAGUUCAUCUGAUCCGCUCACCCACAGCUUUUACAGAAUGAUGCUUCAGCACUCGGGUCCUUCUCUGGCUGACAUCAGCUGCUCCGCCUUGGUUCCCUGCCUCUCCCCUGCAGGCACACUCACCCUGGACGACUUCACCAACUUCACGCCCAUCGUUAAAGAGGAGCUCCGGCUGGCAAUCCAGACCAAGCGGCUCUCCAAUGGGCUUAGUGCCGACAUGAGCUCCGAUGGCACCAGCUCGGACCGAGCCUAUGAGCAAACUUCAUGUGAGAGCAGAGCAAAGAGAGAGUUCACUCCUGAGGAGCACGAGAGGAGGAAAAGGAGGAGAGAGAGAAACAAAAUUGCUGCUGCCAAGUGCCGUAACAAGAAGAAGGAAAAGACCGAAUCCUUGCAGAAGGAGUCUGAGAAGCUCGAGAGCAUCAACGCCGAACUGAAAGCUCAGAUUGAGGAGCUGAAGCAGCAGAAGCAGCAGCUGGUCUACAUGCUCAACCUGCACCGGCCGACGUGCAUCGUCCGAGCCCAGAACGGCCAAACACCCGAGGACGAGCGAAACCUUUUCAUCCAGCACAUCAAGGAGAGCACCUUACAGCUCCACAACCUCACUUCCUCCACUUCCACUUCCACCUCCUCAUCCACAUCCACGUCCACGGUAGCACCCCUUAGCGGAGGACUUCUGACCCUCGACCACGUUCAGUGCCCCAGUCACCUAUGAUAGACCACGGUGUUAUCAAGGACUUGCAAUUCUUCCGUCUCCUGCUGCUAAUGUAACGUUGACUGUUUUAGCGGCAGGUGGAGUUGCCACAUAGACUUAUGACCUGAGAAUGAAACACCACCCAUGACUCCUCACACUCAUCCUCCGUCCAUAAUGCUGCUAGAGAGAGAAAGAGAGAGAGAGAGAGAGUGGUAUAAAGUGACCUCAGCACCUCCCACUCCCUGAACCGUAGCUGCUGAUUGGACAGGGGUGACAAAUGAUGGACAGCACUUUGAUAUGCGUUAUGUUUCUUUCUUUCUAAAUUAUAAACAGUCAGGGCCAAGAACAGACGUUAAAGCACUAAAACUUCAGAUUUUUUUUUCCUAGUAUAGUUAAUGUCAGAUUUUUUUUUUUGUUUUUUGUACCAAAGUCUGAUUUCAAGGUGAUCAAGGCACAUCAUUUAAGUGUUCACUUGUAGAGUAAGUAGGUUCAGAUUGAGCGUGUGAGUGUGUACAGAUGCAAGUCACUGACUUUAAAAAGAAGCUGUUUCUGUUCAGCGUAUGGAAACAAUUACAUAUUUAUUAAAUGACUACUGUAUGAUAUGAUAUUGCUGUUUUAACCCUGUCUGCUUGUCCUGUAUACAGCGUGAAUUACUAAAACUGCUGCUGCUACUAACCACUCAGGACCUACAUAGGCUGUAGACAUCAGUUUAAUUAUAUUUAAUGAGAGUGAACUUGUGCAAAAGUGUGAGUACACGUCAGGUUCUUUGCUGUGAGUGUAGCAGACACAAAAGGGAAACGUACUUCACAGGCAGGGUUUGUAGUUCUGCCUGAUACAAAAAACAGUGUAAUGGAGUGUAUAUGUAAGUGUCUUUUCUUAAGAAUUCAACGUUUUCUGGCAGGUGAAAUUGUCCAGUGUACAUUUUAUUUAUCACUGUGUUCUCUCUUAAAGCAAAUGGGAUUCAUAUUCUGUUUAUUUUUUUUUCUGAACACGUUCUGUGACGAUGAAGCUACAUGAGUGUUAUUUUACACGUGUCUUUUCUACCUAAUAUCUUGUAUAAUGUAUUGGCCGCAUAUUAACUCUGUGCUGCUGUAUGUAAACACCGAAUGCCUCCUUUGGUCUCAACAGAGCAAAACUAAAGUUAUUUUUUUAAAAAAAUGUA
Archocentrus centrarchus (flier cichlid) is the source of this 1964-nucleotide messenger RNA. It is a transcript of the gene atf3, whose product is annotated as activating transcription factor 3. The record is from RefSeq and is a predicted model, not a curated record. The coding region runs from base 8 to 823 and encodes 271 amino acids. Lineage: Eukaryota; Metazoa; Chordata; Actinopteri; Cichliformes; Cichlidae. Gene Ontology annotation, cellular component: nucleus. The transcript is spliced from 4 exons. Gene Ontology annotation, molecular function: DNA-binding transcription factor activity, RNA polymerase II-specific; RNA polymerase II cis-regulatory region sequence-specific DNA binding. Gene Ontology annotation, biological process: regulation of transcription by RNA polymerase II.